Molecule: messenger RNA, 621 nt
Organism: Arabis nemorensis
Lineage: Eukaryota; Viridiplantae; Streptophyta; Magnoliopsida; Brassicales; Brassicaceae
Source: the annotation of a GenBank genome assembly
AUGGCGAUGGCGUGGCUGAUCAUCGCCGUGGUGGUCGUUGACGUUAUGAAACACAAUUCCAUUAUUACUAUGGUAGCUGAAUUAUUCUCACUCGUAGCGGCCAUGGGUUUAGUGAUACAAUUUUGGGUCCUCAAGAGACAAAACGAUGAGGUCUUUAAGAUCAAUGCAAGGGCUCUCUCUAUUACAUGGUCGGAUAACUCUGAAUAUUGGUCUUGGGUUCCUCUCCCAAACGAGAAACCAAAUGAGGAAGUCGUUGAAGCUGCCGUGUUGAAUAUGGUUUGCUGGUUAGAUGUGUCGGGCAAGUUUGACACAAAAAACCUGCGCUUGGGGACAAAGUACGAGGUGAUUUUUAUGGUGAAGUUAGAGGAUACCGCGAACGGAUGGGAUUGGGAACCAGUUAAGCUGAAGCUGGUCAUGCCCAACGGUAGUGAGACACCASAAGAGCAUAGUGUGAGUUUUGUGGAAUACAUUGGGAAGCAAUGGAUAGAUAUUCCGGCCGGUGAGUUCAUGAUGUCGAAGGAGAACGUUGGAGAGAUCAGUUUCUCAUUGUAUGAGCAUGAUGCCAAUAUUUGGAGGUCAGGGCUUAUUGUCAAAGGCGUUGUAAUUCGUCCUAAACACUAA